GGCGGGUACAGGGGGUUGCUGGGCUCUUUUGUUUGGCGGAGGGCGGAUCGCGAGCGGCCAGGCCUGUGGCGCGGCGCCGACGGUAACGGUUCCCCGCCGACCUCCACCGCCUCAGCUCGGCCCGGCCGCCGCAGCGCGUAGCCCCCGCCCCCACGGCUCCGUUUCCCCCCGGGCAUCGUUGGCGAGGCUGUGAAAACAGCGUCGCCCUUAAGCUGAAAAACUGGCCAGCACAAUGGGAAAAAAGCAGAACAAGAAGAAAGUGGAGGAGGUCUUAGAGGAAGAAGAGGAGGAGUAUGUGGUGGAGAAGGUCCUAGACCGGCGAGUGGUGAAAGGCAAAGUGGAGUAUCUGCUGAAGUGGAAAGGCUUCUCGGACGAGGAUAACACGUGGGAGCCGGAGGAGAAUCUCGACUGCCCCGACCUCAUUGCAGAGUUUCUCCAGUCCCAGAAAACCGCACACGAGAGUGAGAAAUCUGAGGGGAGCAAACGCAAAGCCGAAUCUGACACAGAGGACAGAGGGGAGGAGAGCAAACCAAAGAAGAAAAAGGAAGAGUCGGAGAAACCACGAGGCUUUGCCCGGGGGUUUGAACCUGAGCGGAUCAUCGGCGCCACAGAUUCCAGCGGGGAGCUCAUGUUCCUGAUGAAAUGGAAGAACUCUGAUGAGGCUGACCUGGUCCCCGCAAAGGAAGCCAACAUCAAGUGCCCCCAGGUGGUCAUCUCGUUCUAUGAGGAGAGACUGACAUGGCACUCUUACCCCUCGGAAGACGACGACAAGAAAGAGGACAAGAACUAACCCACGCCGGCUCUGGCCAACCUUUGUAUAAAGAUCAGACUGUGGGUUUGAGCGACAGUGAGAGAAUGCAGCUCUACUUAGUGGAGAGGUGGCUUGAGAAGAUGCCCUUUGAAGAGACAGUAUGGUUUCUGUGCCCUGCGGCUGCCCAAGUGUCCAGCUUCACACCAGCCUGACGUGACGGGGAGGGGGAGAUGUGUUUCAAGGCUGGCUGUUCUGCAGCUUUCUGGAGAGGAAGUGAAACCCCCUUCCAUGAAGAACUCUCGCUGGUGCUGGGUAGGCUGGGGAAAGGGAGAGCAGAUGGAUACUGCUUGUUCUUCAAAGACCAUCUCAGCAACCCACAGCCUUCUUCCCAAUAGUGUUAACUCUGCAUUUUUACAGCGUAGCAUGUGUGUAGGUUUUUUCUUUUUGCUAUUACUGGUGUAUCAGUUUGGGGUGGGGGUGGGUCUUUUUAAAGGGGGGGGGGAAACGGUUGACAGUGUUCCAGAUCCAUGACCAGAAUCCUUUUUUAUAAAGACCUUGAUUAACUUAAAACCCCAAGUAUUGGUAAUAGGACUAAGGGGAGGGACAAUGGUAUGAGACUGAAGCUGUGAAUGUCCAAAUCGUCAAUCCCUAGAGCAAUGUUAUUGGGGGCAGGGUGGGGGGGGGGUGGGACCUGCAGAGAUGCAAGCCUGUAAUUAGUGUCUCCAAACAGAACUGCCAGUGUUGCUGACUUGUGCAUUGUAAGUGAGAGGGUGGGGAAUGGGGAGGGAAUUGAUCUAGCUCAGUGGUUUGAGCAUUGGCCUGCUGAACCCAGGGUUGAGAGCUCAAUCCUUGAGGGGGCCAUUUAGGGAUCUGGGGCAAAAAUCUGUCUGGGGAUUGGUCCUGCUUUGAGCAGGGGGUUGGACUAGAUACCUCCUGAGGUCCCUUCCAACCCUGAUAUUCUGUGAUAUCAAACCCUUAAAAGCCCGUCUACCCCCUUUCCGUUAAGGUGCUAUUUUGUGAAAUUAGAGACAUAGAAAGUUCUGAUUUCUCUUUCAUUUCUUUUCAACCCCAAUUGGAUUCUGUCCAGCUGGCAGCAUUGGGAUCCCCUUUAUUCUCUGUAUGUAUGUAUGUAUGUGAUAACAUGUUCCUCCCUGUUUUUAAUCCUAUUAGUGUAAUGUGAGAGGGAGGUGAAAUCAUUUCAAAAUCCUCCCCUAACAAGUGAUUUGUUUUCAAGCCCAAACUUCAGCACUGGAGCCAGCUCUUGCUCUGCUGAAAUUUUUUUUAAUCAAACGGAUUUAUUAAAAAUACUGAAAUAUUUAAUGUCUGGAGUCAUGAGCUCCUACAGGCUCCUGGCACCUCCUUGUAGGGUGAUAUGUAUCUAGAACUGCAUUGUACAAACCUUUUUUUAAAAGCAUGUGUUUAGGUUUCUGUGAAAACAUUGUUUAAAUGUAAAGUAAGUGUUUGGAUUUUAACUUCAUACCAAGCUCUGUCCAUUUUUUUGUCUCAAUAAAAUUUUAGAUUUAUAA
This is a messenger RNA of Mauremys mutica (yellowpond turtle), 2277 nucleotides long. RefSeq names its product chromobox 1 (gene CBX1). Gene Ontology annotation, cellular component: pericentric heterochromatin; nucleus. The coding region runs from base 233 to 790 and encodes 185 amino acids. The transcript is spliced from 5 exons. Gene Ontology annotation, molecular function: chromatin binding. Gene Ontology annotation, biological process: chromatin organization; negative regulation of transcription by RNA polymerase II. The record is from RefSeq and is a predicted model, not a curated record. NCBI's taxonomy places the organism in Eukaryota, Metazoa, Chordata, Testudines, Geoemydidae.